AUGCUCAGAUUUGUAGCAAUUUUAUUGGAAGCAGUUGAAGCAAGGGGUGGAUGUGAAGAAAGAGGCAACAUGGGUCGAAAGUAUGGGCCAAGAAUGGCAGGAAGAAGGAAGUGCCACCGAGACAAGGACGAUUCCGUCUUGGACGGGAUUCUUGAUAACACAAACACAGACUACUGCGUAUUUGGGCCAAUUUCAAAGAAUCCAAAUGGGACAUUCAGUUUUGGAGACAAAUUGUGCAUAGAUCCAGAUCAACACAUCUACAAAUGCCAGGAUGGAAUUGAUUUGGAUUUCAAGAAGGUCUGGAACUGCGACAACUUCGUGAUUCAGGAGCAGAUUUCCGGAAAGUGUCUGGUGCGCGAUGAUGGAAAGUACUUCCUAGGCAGCUGUGAUACGUGUUUGAAUAACACAUUCUUCAACCUGACUGAUCAGUGUCUGAAGCCGAAUAUCGAGGAUACGAUUGGAACAUUGCUCUGUGACGAGAUAAACAAGUCAUUCAAUACGAAGCAGAAGAGGCGAAACAGGGGCACGCCUCUCUGUAAGCUGAUGGACAUCCAGGACGAGUUGGAGGACUCGAUUGAAGACGUUCUGAAGCCAACGGGCCUGAGAAAGUUGACUGUGAAAAUAGACAAAAAUGGGCCAGGAUACGACCGAUUUGUGGGCAACGUGUUGGACCGUCUUGUGGGGCCAAAUGACUGCGACCAGCAUCUUUUCAGAAGCACGGUCUUCAGAAACAGCAGACGCAGAAGAAAAUGCUGA
Messenger RNA from Enterospora canceri, 756 nucleotides. The record is from the annotation of a GenBank genome assembly. NCBI's taxonomy places the organism in Eukaryota, Fungi, Microsporidia, Enterocytozoonidae.